AUGUCUUGUUCUGAGAAAACGACGGUGGAUCCACUUCUGAAAGAUUUGGAUGAGAAGAAAGAGAGUUUCCGGCGGAACGUGGUGUCUCUGGCGUCGGAGCUGAAGCAAGUGAGGGGCCGUUUGGUUUCUCAAGAACAAUCCUUUCUUAAGGAAACCCAAUCUAGAAAAGAAGCAGAGAAAAGGGGAAAGAACCUGGAAAUGGAGAUGUGUAAAUUGCAGAAGAGAUUGGAAGAAAGGAAUUGCCAGCUUGAAGCUUCUGCAUCUGCUGCUCAAAAGUUUAUCAAAGAAUUGGAGGAAAUCAGAUCACAGCUCAAUGCAACCAAGCAAACCGCAGAGGCAAGUGCUGGUUCUGUUCAAUCUACAGAGGUCCAGUGCUCAAUGCUGAAGAAACAACUUGACGAUAAAACACGUUCUCUCCAAGAACACGAAGACCGUGUGACUCAGCUCGGGCAUCAGCUCGAUAAUCUGCAGAGAGAUUUGGGCCUUAGAGAGUGCUCAGAAAAGCAGCUAAAGGAGGAACUUACUAGAAUUGAGCGGGAAAUAACAGAGGCCAUUGCAAAGGCUGGGAUAGGUAGCACAGACUGCACGCUCCAGAAGCUUCUAAAAGAUGUCUCUCCAAUGAAUUUCGAGAGGAUGAAUAGGCUAGUUGAGGUGAAAGACGAAGAGAUUACAAAAUUGAAAGAUGAGAUAAGGUUAAUGUCAGGUCACUGGAAACAUAAGACAAAGGAACUUGAAUCUCAGCUGGAGAAACAGAGAAGGACGGAUCAAGAUUUGAAGAAGAAGGUACUGAAGCUAGAGUUCUGUCUUCAAGAAACUAGAAGCCAGACAAGAAAGCUGCAGAGGAAAGGGGAAAGGAGGGACAUGGAGAUCAAAGAGAUAAGAGAUCUGAUGUCCGGGAAACAACAACGUAAUGAAGAAUCUUGGGAGAGACAGAAGUUCUGGGACAAUUCAGGGUUCAAGAUCGUUGUUUCAAUGUCGAUGUUGAUGUUAGUCGUAGUCUCCAAGAGAUGA
Eutrema salsugineum is the source of this 1011-nucleotide messenger RNA. Its product is annotated as nuclear envelope-associated protein 1. Bases 1 to 1011 code for a protein of 336 amino acids. The transcript is spliced from 5 exons. The record is from RefSeq and is a predicted model, not a curated record. Lineage: Eukaryota; Viridiplantae; Streptophyta; Magnoliopsida; Brassicales; Brassicaceae.